UCCAAUUGCAUCGGCCUUUAUAUGCAGCUGCGCAUUUUCUUAACCCAGAAUUCUUUUACCUAAAAGCGUUAGAGGUGCAAAGAGAUUAUGAAGUGAUGAAUGGGUUUUAUGAAUGCAUGCAAAGGUUGGUCUCGGAUGUCACUGUUCAAGAUUUGAUCACUAAUGAGAUGAGUAUUUAUAUGAAGGUUGAGAGUCUUUUUGGCAAGUCUGUUGCGAUUAGGCAAAGAAAUACAAGAGCACCAGCUGAUUGGUGGGCAUCAUAUGGUUCUUAUACUCCAAACUUGCAAACUUUUGCCAUAAAAGUCCUUAGCCUAACAUGUAGUUCAUCGGGUUGUGAACGAAGUUGGAGUGUAUUCGAACAUCUUCAUAGCAAGAAAAGAAAUAGAUUGGAACAACGUCUCAAUGAUUUAGUGUAUGUCAAAUACAAUAGAACUUUGAGAUUUAGGUAUGACAUGCGCAACACUCUUGAUCCCAUAUCUUUGCAAAAUAUUGAUGAAAGCAAUGAGUGGUUGCUUGGGAGGAUGGAUGGAGAAUCAGAUGAAGAUAAUGAGCCUGUGUUUGAUGAUGAUGAUGGCUUGACGUGGGCCACUGUUGCUAGAGCUUCUGGAGUAGAAGAAAGUAGCCAUGCAAGUAGAGCAACAAGUUCACGCUCAAAGGCACAACUGAGGAUAUCUAAAUCAUCAACAUUGACUCCACUUCAAUUAAUAGAUGAAGAGGAAGCGGGCUCAGAUGACACAGAGGAGGAAGAUGUUGAGGGAUACAAAUCAACUGAUGGAGAAGAAGAUGAUAGUUUGCUUGCCAUUGAUGUUGAGGAUGAUGAUUGACUGACACCGACCUAACCUACCCUUUCUUUUGAUAUUGAUGUUUUUAAGUGUUAAGACAUAUAUUAGUAUUUGUUGGAUAUUUAUGUUUUAGAUGUUUAGUGUUUAUGUUUUUAUUUUAUUGAAUGUGGAUUAUUUGAUCUUUGAAAAUUGAAAUGUUAUGUAAU
Messenger RNA from Camellia sinensis, 988 nucleotides. NCBI's taxonomy places the organism in Eukaryota, Viridiplantae, Streptophyta, Magnoliopsida, Ericales, Theaceae. The record is from RefSeq and is a predicted model, not a curated record.